Molecule: messenger RNA, 5430 nt
Organism: Carassius auratus (goldfish)
Lineage: Eukaryota; Metazoa; Chordata; Actinopteri; Cypriniformes; Cyprinidae
Product: ETS domain-containing transcription factor ERF-like
Exons: 5
Coding region: 548-2575 (675 amino acids)
Biological process (GO): regulation of transcription by RNA polymerase II; cell differentiation
Cellular component (GO): nucleus
Molecular function (GO): sequence-specific DNA binding; DNA-binding transcription factor activity, RNA polymerase II-specific
Source: RefSeq, a predicted model, not a curated record
GAGAGAGAGAUGGGGGAGGAGACAGCGAGUAGUUUCAGACUAGGGAGAGCGGAGGAAGGAAAAAAAAGUCGGUGUGAAAGAGAGAAUGGGAAACGGACUGAUAUACUGCGCAUGGCGAGCCUCGGGAGAGUAGAUGACAAACUAACACAAGGAUAAAAUGUUGCGAAAAUCAUCAUCAGGGAUCAAGAGCGCGAGUUUUUAACAGAGAGACGCGGAGCGCUGCUUUCCUGCGGUGUUGGGAAUUGUAUCGAUCGCUCCCGGGACAGACGGGAAAGCGCUGUUUCGGAACUCCGCUGCACCCCGUCCCGUCCCAUCCCGCCUCGCCAUUGGAAGUACCGAGCCGCUUUCCCAAAUUCAGCGCUGUCGGUCGGGGCUUUGGAGGGAUCGCGAAAAGAGACCAGAGCUCGUUCUGCGGGAUCAACAAGAGCGCUGAUCAUUGGACAAAAGUUUGGCCUUUUGGAGACGGGGGUGCGGGAGAGGCCGAGUCUCGCGCUGCUGAACUGACACUUACCCCAGCUCGCUGUGAGAGGGGCAGAUAACUCUCACCAUGAAGACCCCCGGGGACACGGGGUUUACGUUCCCAGACUGGGCCUAUAAGCCCGAGUCCAGUCCUGGCUCCAGACAGAUCCAGCUGUGGCACUUUAUCCUAGAGCUGCUGAGGAAGGAGGAGUAUCAUGAUGUGAUUGCCUGGCAGGGAGAUUACGGGGAGUUUGUGAUCAAAGACCCUGAUGAGGUGGCCAGGCUGUGGGGCGCGCGCAAGUGCAAACCUCAGAUGAACUACGACAAACUCAGCAGAGCUCUCAGGUAUUAUUACAACAAGAGAAUUCUACAUAAAACUAAAGGAAAACGCUUCACCUACAAGUUCAAUUUCAACAAGCUGGUCCUGGUCAACUACCCUUUCAUUGACAUGGGGUCUGCAGGAGCGGCUGUUCCUCAAAGUGCUCCACCAGUGCCUACAGGUGCCCAUUUCCGUUUCCCUCCAUCCACUCCAUCAGACAUGCAGGUGUCUGAGGGGCUGCGGUCCCCCAGCAGCGAGGAACUGCGCAGUCCGGGGAUGUUCAGUGGCCGCCGAAUCGCCCGUGGGUCUGUCUCUGACUGCAGCGAUGGAACUUCUGUCAACUCUGAGAUCGAAGAUGGGAACGGAGGUGCGGCCGAGGAGAGAGUGACUGAAAGAGUGGCUGAGAGAGGAGGAGGUGGAGGUGGUUUCCGAGGUGCCGUUCACCCUCGUCUGUCUCACGAGGCGAUGUUCAGGAUGUACGGUGGACCGGGAGGUCACAGAUGUCAUCGAGUGUCAGAGGUUGGCGGACACAGGGUUCAUCCCGAGCCUCUCUCGCCGUACACUGUAUCACCUCUGCCUGGUCCUGGUGGCCCAGGCCUGUUGGCGCCGCCUCUCUCGCCGGCGUUCUCCAUGACCCCAGGCUCUCACCUGGCCUACACACCCUCCCCUACCCUGUCGCCCAUGCCUGGCUCCAUCUUCUCCUUCAACCCAAAGGACAUGCAGCGCUACCUGCAGGCUCACACCCAGAGCGUCAACAAUUACCACCUGAGCCCUCGUGCCUUUUUUCAUUACCCAAACAUCAUCGUUCCUCAGCCUCAGCGCCCCGACAAAGGCAUGCCCGGACCCCAGGGCUGUGAUCGUGGCCCUGCCGAGAGGCCCUCGGUGCUCAACAGCCAUCACUCCAGCCUCCCGCCACCUCACGCUCACCCCAUUCACCAUCACCUGGGGGAGGAGCAGCACCAUUCUCCAUUCAAGUUCAAGCUCCAGCCUCCCCCAUUGGGCCGAAAACAGCGUGACAGUCAGGGUAGACAGGGCUCGCUGUCCUCCUCAUCUACAUCCGGUCUGGGCUCCUCAUUGUCCUUUGGGAGUGAUCUCAGUUCAGCCAGCGGAUCAGGACUGGUGUCCAACUCCUCCUCAACUGGCUCGCUAAACAGUGCUGGGUUGCCCAAGAUUAAGGUCGAGCCCAUAUCUGACAUUGAAUCAGAAGAGGAAGUCGAAGUGACUGACAUCAGUGAUGAAGACGCUGAUGAAAGAGAUGAAGAGUUUGAUGUUUUCCCCUCUCACUACCAUAAAUACCGUCAUCAUCAUCAUCACCAUAAUCAUUAUCCUCACAGCCAAAAGCACCCACAGCCCAACGGCACAGAUGCUGCUCUCCACCCGGAUGAGGACUUGGAGGAGGAGGUGUUCAAAGCCCCUGCCCCUCCACCCUUCUUCCUCCCUCCCACCUCUUCCUCAGGUGAUAGCCGGCGCGGGACCACCAUUGUGAAGAGUGAACCUGUGGAGCCUGCAGACAUGCAGCUGGCCUCCGGCGGCCUGCCACAACCCAACUCUCAGUGUAUCCCACUGAAGCUCCGCUUCAAACGCCGCUGGGACCAGGACCAGCACAUGGAAGAGGCAGAGGACAAGAAAGUGAGAGGAGAAGUGAGGGGGAGAGAGAGGAACGGGAUGGCGGAGGAGAAUGGCAGUGGAAGCGGGAGCGGAGAGGCAGAGAGCCCACCUCCUCUCGCUCAUCACAGAGUUAGCGCCGAGCUCCACCGAGCCACGGCACAGCUGUCACUGGAGAACAAGGAGUGCUGAUAUGCAUCGACACACCUAGACGACUGCUGAUAUACAACUGCUGAUGGAUCCACACUCACACGUGACUCUUUUUAGAUCAAUGACUGCUGAUACUGACAACAGUAAUACUGACACAUACACUGCACACUUAGACUAACUGACCCCUGCUUAAUCGAAUCCCGUUCCCCAGGCUUCCCCUGUUCCCCCGCCAGCACACGUUCCAGUACAUCUCAUCGUGACCGUUAUGAGGAAUGAGUUCACCCACGUGCCCCAGCGACCCUCAGGAGUCAUGAACUUUGACCUUUGGCACUAGAGUAUAUUUUAUAUUUUUAGAAGAGAAUUUUAUUUUGCAAAGUGCCUGUGAGCUGUCCCUCAAAACCCCUCAAAGAGAACUAGAGACGGGCCUCAGAAUGAUCUGGUUCGAGGGGCUUGAUCUUGAUCUCCUCCAGCAGCCCAGCAUUAUUUUCCUCAGCGAGAGACUGUGAUCAGUCUCGAUGUGAUGUGAUGGGGUACAGAUGCACAGAAAGUCACAAACAGACACUGUUCUAAAACCAGCCUGGUCAGAAGUCCGAACCCUCAGGGACAAAAUCCCUCAGCGCACACACACACUCAGCCAUGAUCCCGUUCUUAUUCCAUGUAUGAAACAUGUGUCUGAUUCGAGUUUGAUUGUGUGUGUGUGUGUGUGUGUGUGUUUCGGAAAUCUCCUUUUCUUUUCUAUCCAUACCAGCUCACCAUAAAACACUCACUCUUUUUUUUUUUAUCUCCUCUGGGACCAUUCCUGAAUCACUUUCAUUCCGUUGGGGACGAAAUGACUCGGGCGUAUCGUGGUUCAGAGACUAAAUCUCUUAAACGGCUAGUUCCUUAGUUGGUUAGUCUUCGAAAUGACAGUUUGGAGGUAGCUUAUAACAAGCUUUCCUUGUAUAGCCAGUCCUUUAGCUUAAACUAAAAACCAGCAUCCCACACUCAAGCUUGUACAGUGAUACUAGACCAACAGGGACUCCAUUUCGAACUAUUUUGGCACUUGAUGAUGUACCCCUAGAACCAAGUGCUGAUUCUUUGUCCUGAUUAAAUGUCCUUCAGCCAUAUAAAACAGCCGCUGACUCCUAUGAGGGGGAGGUGGAACAGCAGUUUCAAUCCGUAAUCCCGACAUUUAAAUACUAACUUGAGUAUAGAAGGCAUGUUGCCAGAAGUCGCACACUCUCUCUCACACACACACAAACACACACACACUGCCUCUUACGCCUUAUUUUAAUAGCAUGUCUGAAAAGGAAAUACAAAAAUCUUAAAAAAGAUAGAACAGUAUACACUUAAUGUACCUUUAUAUAUUAUGCGUUACACAUAUUAUAAAUGGAAAGCAUAGCAUUAACAGAUGUAUCAGUUUCAAGGGGUUUUGUAACUGAUUUUGUUUUGAGGGGAAGGUUGACUCUUCUCCUCAGGGAUAACAUUGCUAUUUGGGCAAGGGAGGAAAAUGUUGCUUUUCUUAUCACGUUAAUAAAAGGUGGGUUAGAGGAGUGAAAAAUGAAAUUGUACACAAGACUCUAACAAAGUGAGCACGAGAGCUUUGCACCACAGAUGAUGUGGCACAUUCGGUUCUUUAACCAGCACGCACCUCCUCAACAUCCUGUUCCUACUGCUACAACUGAUGUGUGUGUGUGUGUGUGUGUGUGUCUGUGUUUGACAGAGGCUGCAGGUCUCUGUGCAUGUAUGUCACACCACACCCAAGGCUGUAAUUCUUUUGAAAUCUUGCAUCAUGAACCUCAUAAACCUGUGUGCACUAAAGCCCUGUGGAAGUUGAGCACAGGACUUGAGACAUCCAGUUGGACACUAGCCAUUAUAUAAUGGUUUCCAGUGACGGGAAGGAGUUGUAUCAUGGCUGAGGGGUCUCUAAUACCUAAGAUAAUGCAGAAGACAAAAUUGAACUGGCAACAGUGUCACCUCCUCAAAGUUUUGGACUCUUUCUAGCUGCCUUAUUCCCACUUUAAUCAGAUUUGAUUAUGUUUAAGAUCUCUUUCUUAUUCGACGAGUCAAGUCUUUAACUAGGGUGAACUUGUUUUGCGCCCUUCAUACCUCGAAAUUGAAAAAAAAUGGAGAUGGAGUGAGCAGUAUUGACCAGUGCGGUCUGUAAACUUUAGUUUGGGCACAAAGUGAGAAACAUUGUUUCUUUUCAGGAGGCGAGUUAUUUGUUUUCUCUUAGGCUGCUCUAGUUGGUGUUAUCCCAGGAUGUCACUUUUUCAAGUCGAAUGACGUUUUGUUUUGUUUUUCACCCGAACUGCUCAUGUUUAUCUGCUUUCUGAUGUCAAUGUUGCUGUACAUCCUAAUUAUUAUUAGUUAUUAUCAUUAUUUUCUUUACAUUUUCUCCUUGUGUUGUAGUCAUGAUAACAUUGUAUACAAUACUGUAAGAGAUCCUUUUUAAGAAUGUUUCCCCCAGCCCUGCCUUCCCACGAGCGACCCGACAGCGUGUUUAGUGUAACAUUUAAAAUUCUGUAAAUUAACGUGAAACUGUAACUUUUAAUAUAGGUGGUUAUUGUGGAGAGAUAUUGGAUGGAGGAAGGGCAUUCAAGGGAGGAUCGGGCUUAUGAUUUGAACUUGUCAUGUAAUUGUUAUUUUGUAGUGUUACUGAUUUCUUGCUCUUGUAAAUUUUUUUCAUCGGGGGAUUGUAUGAUUUUAAAAGAUAUAUUGUGUAUUGUUUUAUUGUGUAAAAGUCUCUAUCGCUCUCACUUUCCUUCUCAAAAUUGAUUUCUGUGGUUCCAUAAUUCAUAAUAACAGGUUUUAAUACCAUGAUGUAACACUUUAAUUCCUCCUUUAUUCAUUUUUGUGUUCUUUUUCAGAAUUGUAAUUAAAAUGUAAUCAGGGUCAAUUAAACUGGUUUAAAGCCA